This is a messenger RNA of Eublepharis macularius, 1893 nucleotides long. RefSeq lists its product as uncharacterized. Lineage: Eukaryota; Metazoa; Chordata; Lepidosauria; Squamata; Eublepharidae. The coding region runs from base 63 to 893 and encodes 276 amino acids. The transcript is spliced from 9 exons. The record is from RefSeq and is a predicted model, not a curated record.
AUAUUCUUCCAGAAGACUCCAAGGAGCAAGCAUCUAUUGAUAUAACACCAACACGUGGCAAAAUGAUGCGGGGGAGAAAACAAAAUCUGCUCCCUGACCACAAAAGACCAGGAGAAGCAGCAGGCAGCUCCUGGCCUGUAAGCCAGCAAGACGGCGUAAAGACCUCAGAGGAGAUGUCCUUAAAUACAUCGGAGGGCAUCACCAGCAACUUCCAGCCGGCCCUCAGCUGGGACCUUGAGAGGUUGAUAGCGGCCUGGGCAUUCAGGGUCAUCUUAAAUGGAAGCCCGGGCCAGGGAGAUCCAGCAAGACAGACUCUCCAGCGCAAGACAGAGGAGGGUCUACUGGAGAUGGUGCGGGGACUGUACAGGGGGCUGCCCACUGUUCUGCAUCUAGUGGGAUUACUUGACGUGUGUGGGACAAGAGGUGAUAGAGCAAACAGAGAAGAGACAAUCCCUGGAGGUCAGGAGAGGCCAUCCCUUCCACCUCUCCACUGUCCACGCUGGAACUCCCCACCUCAUGACAAGCCCUGGCCGUUGUCCCAGCAUCUGUCCUACUGGAUGCAGAGCAACCGGGCAGGGGUGCAAGCAAACGCCCUCUCCCUGUACAGCUCCCUGCUCUCCGACGGCUGCCACCUCCUGUCGUUUCACGACUUCUUUGAGCCCGACAUCGGCCACCUUCGGGCCCUGCCCUCCCACUCCCAGAUGGAUCCCAAAGCAGGGAUUAGGGAGCAAGCCAGGGAGUCCAUGUGCCAGCUGCUUAAUAUCCUGCUGGGCCAGAAGUGCCUGGGUGGGAGGGACAACCGCCUGAGGUGGAAGGCAGAGAACAGGCAGGCCUGGAAGUCCCAGUACCAGAAUGUGAUCUGCAUGGGAAAGGAGCGGUGCCCCAUGCCCUGAGGCAACCGCCUACCUGGCCUCAAUGGGCGCGCCAGCCCUGAACACCUGCCUCCAUCAGACUGUGCUGCUGUAGGGGGAAUGAUCUCCAGCCUGGGCGGAGAGAGACCAGCACUUCAGCCCACUGUCCUCUGUGCCUGAGGCAUUUUACCAACACCUGCCUCCAUCAGACUGUGCUGCCGUAGGGAGAACGAUCUCCAGCCUGGGCAAAGAGAGACCAGCACUUCAGCCCACUGUCCUCUGUGCCUGAUCUCCAUCCUGAGCAGAGAGAGACCAGCACCUCAGCCCACCAUCUUUCUUUCCUGAGAUACUAUAUGAACACCUGGCUCCAUCAGACUGUGGUACCAUAGGGAGAAUGGUCUCCAGCCACAGACAAAACAGCGACAUAGUGGAUACUUUGGUGUUGUCCAAGGCUAUCCUUUCUACUGGAACUCUUUCCACAUGCUGAACAUUGAUACGCAUUCUCCCGUGCAUGGGUUCUUUGAUGGGAAAUACGGUGGAGAUUGUGACACAAAUGCUUCUUACAUUCUGAGCAUCUCUGAGGUUAUACUCCUGUGUGAAUUCUUAGACACUGAAUGAGGUUAUCGCCUCGACUAAAAAAACUUUCCACGGCAUUCACAUGAUUUCUCUCCCAUGUGGAUUCUUUGAUGUUGAAUAAGCCUAUUUCUUUCACCAAAGCUCUUCUCACACUCUGAGUAUUUCUAUGGUUUCUGUCCUGUAUGAAUUUUUAGAUGUUGAUAAUGGGUUGAUUUCUGAGAAAAGGUCUUGCCACAGGCUGAACAGUUAUGCAGACCUUCCCAUGUGUGUAUUUGGUAUUGGUUAAGCUUAGUGCAUUGAUUGAAGCUCUUUCCACACUGCACACUGAUAUGGUUUCUCCCUUGUAUGGAUUCUUUUAUGAGAAGUGAGGGUGCCAUCUUGACUGAAACUCUUUCCACAUUCUGAGCAAUUAUAUAGUUUCUCUCCUGUUAGAUGCUGAUUCAGGGUUGAUUUCUGAGAGCAUGUC